This is a messenger RNA of Hibiscus syriacus, 354 nucleotides long. RefSeq names its product putative non-specific lipid-transfer protein 14. The transcript has a single exon. The record is from RefSeq and is a predicted model, not a curated record. Gene Ontology annotation, biological process: lipid transport. Gene Ontology annotation, cellular component: membrane. Gene Ontology annotation, molecular function: lipid binding. Bases 1 to 354 code for a protein of 117 amino acids. NCBI's taxonomy places the organism in Eukaryota, Viridiplantae, Streptophyta, Magnoliopsida, Malvales, Malvaceae.
AUGGGGCCUCAUAAAUUUAUGAUGCCGGUGUUGAUGUUGCUUUCAUGUUCUACUUCAAUAGGUGCAGCAGUGGACUGCACCACCGUGACGGACCUAAUCUCGGUCUGCGCCACCUUCAUCACCUACGGUUCACCUGACCCUUAUCCUGGUUCACCCUGUUGCGAGGCCAUAACCAACCUCAGCUUGAUGACUCGUUCCACCGCUAACCGGAGAUCGCUUUGCUGGUGCUUAAUGGGGCUCAUCACCGCUAACAAUCCCAAUUCCACCGCGAUUGCUACUUUGCCGGGCUUUUGCGGCAUCCCACUCGGCUUCACCAUUGAACCGGAUACCGACUGCAACUCGAAUAUAUUUUAA